AUGUUGCUGCUGCUGCUGCUGCUGCUGUUGCUGCUGCUGCUGUUGCUGUUGCUGCUGCUGCUGUUGCUGCUGCUGCUGUUGCUGUUGCUGCUGUUGUUCGUGGGCUUUGGCUUUUUUUUGCUGGAAUUCUGCUUCUUCAUUCUUCGCACAAAAUGA
Molecule: messenger RNA, 156 nt
Organism: Leishmania major strain Friedlin
Lineage: Eukaryota; Euglenozoa; Kinetoplastea; Trypanosomatida; Trypanosomatidae
Exons: 1
Coding region: 1-156 (51 amino acids)
Source: RefSeq, a predicted model, not a curated record